Brassica rapa (field mustard) is the source of this 6389-nucleotide messenger RNA. Its product is annotated as myosin-9. Gene Ontology annotation, molecular function: actin filament binding; microfilament motor activity; ATP binding. The record is from RefSeq and is a predicted model, not a curated record. NCBI's taxonomy places the organism in Eukaryota, Viridiplantae, Streptophyta, Magnoliopsida, Brassicales, Brassicaceae. Gene Ontology annotation, cellular component: myosin complex; membrane; cytoplasm. Gene Ontology annotation, biological process: pollen tube growth; actin filament organization.
CAACAGUGGCGUAGUCGUAAAUCCAGCAAACUUCUUUUUUCCUCCUCGCCGGCGGCAAAGUUGCCGUCGUUGUUUCUCUUCACUCCCAAUCGCCACCAACGAUGCAGUUCCGCCAUCGGAUCAAAGCAACCCCUUCUUCCGUCGCGGAGUUCCCCCUCUUCGGUAACCUCUCCAGCUCCAGUUUCUGCUACGAACCGUUCUGAUCCGGAGAAGAAGCAUCAGAUCCGAGCGGCGACGCUUCUGAGCUUGGGAAGCCGUCGUCAACUGGAGAGAUUCAUUCGGAGACAGUACUGCUGGGUGGAUUUGCCAAUGCUAUCACUCGAAGAUCUUGAAAGCAAUGAUGAUGGAACCCGUGGAUUUGAAGCUCUAGUUGUGAAUGAUCCUUCCCUGGAUGAGUUUCUUCAAAUUGCACGAUGCAUUGCGCUGGAUUGUCCUUCCUUCCAGCAGUCUUGACGUGCUGGUACAGAGGCUGUAGGAAUGAACCCAAUGCAAGUAGUAGGAGGAGUUGGUUUCCAGAAUCGCCCGUCUUUGAGAUCCCAAAGGAACUUGAUCCUGUGGUGUGGUGGGAAGGAUCGAUCAUCUUGGAAUGUUGGCAAACCUGACGGAAGUCCUGAAGCCUUCUUUGAACCGGCUCGUGCUUACUUCAUCACACUAGGGAAUAUAUGAAACACGGUAAAAAGUGCUUAUAGUAUCGGGUUAUAAACUUGGUCUCCUAUGUUAUUGUUUCCCCACAAUGGACGCUUAUCGCUCAGAGCCCAAAGCUUUUCCAUCAAUUCCAAUAUACGGUUCGAUUAUAAAAAUUUAGUAAUAUUGUUUGUUCACCACUAAUUUUUUCUUAUCGAUAUCAACUUGUGUUAGUCAUCAUAGUGUCUAUUUUAGUCCAAACAGAAAAGUAAUAUCCAGUAAACUAUGGAGUUAAUUCGAUAUUGGUUUGUAUUGUUCUUAUAAUUUUGGAUCAUAUAAAUCACAAUUAGUGAUUCUGGGACGAAAAUGAUAUCUUGAGAGACUUUGGGGGUUGCGAGAGUAAAUAUAUACUCUUGAAGGAGAGAGUGUACGUGGAGUGCUAGAGACAGUGAGUGAUUAGGGUCCACGAAUUGGCGCGCAUCCCAUGGGGAUGAAAGAAGAAACCCACCGAAUUCGAAGGAUGAACAACAAUGUCACUCUCUCUCUUAUUUUUUUUUGUUUACUCAUUCCUACAGUCGCUCCUUCGCUUCUUUUCUUCUUCUCUCUUUAAUUUUUUUUUUUCCGAUCUCGCUUCCUCUCAGUUACAUGAUUCUAUUUCAGUUUCUGGUGGAUCCCAUCAUUUUUUUUUGUUCUCUGUGGUGAUCUUAUUCCUCUGAACGUCUUUAGAUUGUCGUAAUAUAUCGGUUAUUUGAUUUUGUUUUGUCGGAAACUGUAAUCGUUUUGUCCGAAUCCCUCUCCGGUGUGUCUGUUUGUCUAGAAAUCUACAGAUUCUAUAGGUUUCUUGCGUAACAAGUCACUAUACUGCGGGGAAUGUCCCAAAAAAUGGAUCUCCUUCACUUGUAAUCAUUGUGAAGAAGAAACGACUGACCAAUAUUGAACAAUGGGAACUCCAGUAAAUAUUAUUGUAGGUUCUCAUGUUUGGGUUGAAGACUCAGACGUGGCUUGGAUUGAUGGUGAGGUUGAAAAACUCACUGGACAAGAAGUUGUGAUCCAAGCCACAACUGGAAAGACGAUCACUGCAAAGUUGUCAAAGAUAUACCCAAAGGAUGUGGAAGCUCCUGCAGGUGGUGUUGAUGACAUGACAAAGCUGUCUUACCUGCACGAACCUGGUGUCCUUCAGAACUUAAAGAUCAGAUAUGAACUUAAUGAGAUCUAUACAUACACAGGAAACAUCCUUAUAGCCAUUAAUCCUUUUCAACGGUUGCCUCACAUCUACGAUGCCCAUAUGAUGCAACAAUACAAAGGAGCACCUUUUGGAGAACUAAAUCCUCAUGUUUUUGCUGUCGCUGAUGUUGCAUACAGGGCCAUGAUUAAUGAAGGGAAGAGCAAUUCGAUUCUUGUAAGUGGUGAGAGCGGAGCUGGAAAAACUGAAACCACUAAGAUGCUUAUGAGAUACCUUGCGUAUUUAGGAGGUCGAGCAGUUACAGAAGGAAGGACUGUUGAACAACAAGUUCUUGAAUCAAAUCCUGUCCUUGAAGCCUUUGGUAAUGCAAAAACUGUGAGGAAUAACAACUCAAGUCGCUUUGGUAAAUUUGUUGAAAUCCAAUUUGAUAAGCAAGGAAGAAUAUCUGGAGCUGCCAUAAGGACCUAUCUUCUAGAGAGGUCUCGUGUGUGUCAAAUCUCUGAUCCGGAGCGCAAUUACCACUGCUUCUAUCUUCUUUGUGCAGCACCCCAGGAGGAAAUUGAAAAGUACAAGCUGGGCCAUCCAAAGACCUUUCAUUAUCUGAACCAGUCUAAGUGCUACGAGCUUGUCGGUAUAAGCGAUGCUCAUGAUUAUCUUGCCACAAGGAGAGCUAUGGAUAUUGUCGGAAUUAGCGAAAAGGAACAGGAAGCAAUUUUCAGGGUGGUUGCUGCAAUUCUUCAUAUUGGAAACAUCGAGUUUACUAAGGGAAAGGAAGUGGAUUCAUCUGUUCCUAAGGAUGAUAAGGCGAAGUUUCAUCUUAAGACAGCAGCAGAACUUCUCAUGUGUGAUUUAAAAGCUCUUGAAGAUGCAUUAUGUAAACGUGUUAUGGUCACACCCGAGGAAGUUAUCAAGAGAAGUCUCGAUCCAGAGAGUGCUGUUACCAGCAGGGAUGGUCUCGCUAAGACAGUCUACUCUCGAUUGUUCGAUUGGUUGGUAAAUAAGAUUAAUAACUCGAUUGGACAAGAUGCGAAUUCAAAAUGUCUAAUUGGAGUUUUGGACAUUUACGGAUUUGAGAGCUUCAAGACUAACAGUUUUGAACAGUUCUGUAUCAAUUUCACUAAUGAGAAGUUGCAGCAACAUUUCAAUCAGCACGUUUUCAAGAUGGAACAGGAAGAGUACACAAAAGAGGCAAUAGAUUGGAGCUACAUUGAAUUUGUGGACAACAAAGAUGUUCUUGAUCUUAUAGAAAAGAAGCCUGGUGGAAUCAUUGCUCUCCUCGAUGAAGCUUGUAUGUUUCCAAAAUCAACCCACGAAACAUUUGCAAACAAGCUAUAUCAGACUUUUAAGGCUCACAAGAGGUUCAUCAAACCAAAACUCUCUCGAACAGAUUUUACCGUUGCUCAUUAUGCUGGAGAAGUUCUAUAUCAGUCUGAUCUAUUUCUGGAUAAAAACAAGGAUUAUGUGAUCCCUGAACACCAAGAUUUGUUGGGAGCUUCCAAAUGCCCUUUUGUCGUGGGUCUUUUCCCUCCACUCCCUGAAGAAACAUCUAAAUCUUCAAAGUUUUCAUCUAUUGGUUCUCGUUUCAAGCUGCAACUCCAGCAACUGAUGGAAACAUUAAAUUCUACCGAGCCUCAUUACAUCAGAUGUGUGAAGCCUAACAAUCUCUUAAAACCUGCCGUAUUUGAGAAUGUGAAUAUCAUGCAGCAGCUGCGUUGUGGUGGUGUUUUAGAGGCGAUCAGAAUUAGUUGCGCAGGGUAUCCAACACGUAAACCUUUCUUUGAGUUUGUCAACCGCUUCGGACUUCUAUGUCCUUCGGCUUUAGAAGGGAGCUACGAUGAGAAAGUCGUGUGUAAAAAGAUAUUGGACAGCAUGGGACUUGAAGGAUACCAGAUUGGUAAAACAAAGAUCUUCUUGAGGGCUGGUCAGAUGGCUGAACUCGACGCUAGGAGGACAGAAGUGCUUAGUGGUGCUGCAAAAAAAAUUCAGAGACGAACAAGAACUCACCAAGCUCAGAAACGGUUUACUGUUCUGAGAAAGGCCACAAUAUCUCUACAAGCUCUAUGUAGAGGAAGACUUUCCUGCAAAGUUUACGAGAAUUUGAGACGAGAAGCUGCUGCUGUGAAGAUUCAGAAGAAUGGUCGGAGAUAUUACUCUAGAAAAUCUUACAAAAAGCUCCAUGUGUCCGCGCUUGCUUUACAGACUGGUCUAAGAGCAAUGGCUGCUCGUAAAGAAUUCAGAUUCAGGAAGCAAACAAAGGCUGCCACAAUUGUUCAGGCUCAGUGGCGUUGUCACAGAGCAACCACGUACUACAAGAAGCUUAAAAAUGGAGUGAUCAUAUCUCAGACACGAUGGAGAGGCAGACUUGCUAGGAGAGAACUUAGGAAGCUCAAAAUGGCUUCAAGGGAAACAGGAGCACUUAAGGAGGCAAAAGAUAUGCUUGAAAAGAAAGUUGAGGAACUCACAUACCGUGUCCAGUUGGAGAAACGUCUGAGGGCUGAUUUAGAAGAAGCAAAGACUCAGGAGACAGCGAAACUUCAGAGUUCCUUGGAGGAAAUGCGGAAGAAAGUGGAAGAAGCAAAUGCAUUGCUGGUGAAGGAACGUGAAGCUGCAAAGAAAGCCGCUGAGGAAGCUCCUCCUGUUAUACAAGAAACACAAGUCUUGGUUGAAGAUACAAAGAAGAUCGAACUGAUGACAGAGGAAUUAGAGAGUGUAAAGGCUACUCUAGAAAACGAAAAACAGAGGGCUGAUGAGGCAGUGAAGAAAUUCGAAGAAGCUCAAGAGUCUCUCGAAGACAGAAUAAAGAAACUGGAAGAGUCAGAGAAGAAAGGCCAGCAACUCCAAGAAUCCCUGACAAGGAUGGAGGAAAAGUGCACCAACUUGGAAUCGGAGAAUAAAGUCUUACGGCAACAGGCUGUAUCCAUGGCACCGAAUAAAUUUCUCUCUGGCCGCUCCCGGUCCAUUUUACAGAGAGGUUCUGAGAGUGGUCAUCUAGCAGUGGAUGCCAGGUCAAGCUUGGAUCUGCAUAGCCAUUCAAUAAACCAUAGGGAUUCCUCUGAAGUGGAUGAUAAACCACAAAAAUCAUUAAACGAGAAGCAGCAAGAAAAUCAUGAGCUACUUAUCCGCUGCAUUGUCCAACCCUUGGGUUUCAAGGGGAACCGACCUAUCACAGCAUGUAUCAUAUAUAAAUGCCUACUUCAAUGGAGGUCAUUUGAAGUUGAACGAACCAGUGUCUUUGAUCGCAUUAUUCAGACAAUAGGCCAUGCUAUUGAGACUCAAGAUAACAACAAUACAUUGGCCUAUUGGUUAUCCAAUGCCUCGACACUCCUCUUACUCCUCCAACGCACACUCAAAGCUAGUGGUGCAGCUGGGAUGGCUCCACAGCGGCGCCGUUCAUCUUCUGCCACUCUAUUUGGAAGGAUGACUCAGAGCUUCCGUGGAGCACCUCCAGGUGUAAAUCUAGCCAUGAUAAACGGUGCUGCGGGAGGUGGAGCGGAUACCUUAAGACAAGUCGAAGCAAAAUACCCGGCGUUACUGUUUAAGCAGCAGCUCACAGCUUAUGUUGAAAAGAUAUACGGAAUGAUUAGAGACAACUUGAAGAAGGAGAUUUCUCCACUCCUUGGACUGUGCAUUCAGGCGCCAAGAACAUCGAGAGCGAGUCUAGUGAAAGGAGCAUCUCGUUCAGUGGCCAACACUGCAGGCCAGCAAGCACUGAUCGCCCACUGGCAAGGAAUAGUGAAGAGCCUUACAAACUUCCUCAACACUCUGAAAUCAAACAAUGUUCCUUCAUUCUUGGUGCGCAAGGUGUUCACGCAGAUAUUCUCGUUCAUCAAUGUUCAACUCUUUAACAGUCUUUUGUUGAGACGUGAGUGUUGUUCAUUUAGCAAUGGCGAGUAUGUCAAAGCUGGCUUGUCUGAAUUGGAACACUGGUGUUUUAAGGCAACAGAUGAGUAUGCUGGUUCUUCCUGGGAUGAGCUUAAGCAUAUAAGACAGGCCAUUGGGUUUCUGGUCAUACACCAAAAACCUAAGAAAACUCUCGAUGAGAUCAGUCAUGAUCUUUGCCCAGUACUGAGCAUACAACAGCUAUACAGGAUCAGUACAAUGUACUGGGACGACAAAUACGGCACACACAGCGUCUCUCCGGACGUUAUAGCAAAUAUGAGGGUGCUAAUGACAGAAGAUUCGAAUAAUGCUGUUAGCAACUCCUUCCUUUUGGAUGACGACUCGAGCAUUCCAUUCUCUGUGGAUGAUUUAUCAAAGUCAAUGGAGAGAUUUGAUAUUGCUGAUAUCGAGCCACCGCCUUUGAUCCGGGAGAAUUCUGGAUUUAGCUUUUUAUUGCCAGUAGCUGAGUGAUCCUUGCAUCUCCCCUCGUCUUCUAGUGUCUUCCUCUUUCACCAACUCGGAUUGCUUGUAACGCAAGUAAUCGCGCAUUUUAUUAUACAUUUUGAAAUUACGGAUAAAAAAGAACUCUUGUGUUUAAGAUUUGAUUACAUCCGCCUUGAACUAUAUUCUCUUACAAACUCGAAUACUAUGUUUUGAUUAAUAGAUCGUCUUUAAUAAUUGUGAAUCUGAGGUGGGAAUAUAA